This is a messenger RNA of Diplodia corticola, 3060 nucleotides long. Its product is annotated as cap binding protein. Bases 1 to 3060 code for a protein of 1019 amino acids. Gene Ontology annotation, molecular function: mRNA binding; RNA cap binding. Lineage: Eukaryota; Fungi; Ascomycota; Dothideomycetes; Botryosphaeriales; Botryosphaeriaceae. Gene Ontology annotation, biological process: nuclear-transcribed mRNA catabolic process, nonsense-mediated decay; mRNA export from nucleus. The record is from RefSeq and is a predicted model, not a curated record. The transcript is spliced from 3 exons. Gene Ontology annotation, cellular component: nucleus; nuclear cap binding complex.
AUGGCAAGGGCCAUGGAAGGCAUUACCUACCAGGAUGCCUCUACUUACCAUCGAGACGUGCGUGAGGCAGCAUUGGAGUUCAAGCAGCAUGCUCAUGAUGACAUGGAAGACGGUGAAGUUGAAGAUGAUAUCGGCGGGGCAAGCCCAAAGCGAUUGGAGCUCGCGUCUCACUUUGAGUCGACGAUGGUGCUGGAUAGGGUGAGGCGGGAGGCCAAAGCAAAUGCGCCAAACCCGCCAAGCGAGCCGGCAGUUUUUCGGGAGAUGCGUGUGCCCGUGGGCCCGCGCAAGCUCUUGGAAGCUCACAGGCGUCGCAACAAUUCCUGGCAGGGCUACUCGCGCCGUGUUCCCAAAUCCUCCUACUACUCCGUCUACCAGGACUGGGACAAGGUCGGCGACUUCUACCGCCCCGCUCCGUCAUCCUCGAACCCCCACCGUCCUCGCUGGGCCCACACCGACCUCCACGCAGACGACGACAUGGCUGACGGCCCGUCGCCGCGGCCGUCUGGCCGCUUCUACGACCGCGGCAACAAGCGCAAGCGCAGGUACAACGACGACGAAGGUGACGACCGCCGCGACGAUCGCAGGCCCACGCGCCGCCGCGUCGAGGAGCCCAUUGUCGGCAAGCUGCGCAGGCAGCUGCUGACCAUUGCCGAGUCUCCCGCCAGGGAUGCCGAGGACGACGCGCGCGACAUUGCUCGCCUUGCCUCGGACAAUUACGAAGACGAGGAGGCCAAGGCGAGCUUCCUCCACCUGCUGCUCCAGCUCGUCACGGAGCAGCCGUUCAAGAUCCCUUUCUCCGCCGCCGUCGUUCUCUACAUCAACGACACGAAGCCCGAGCUCGUCAAGGAAAUUCUCGGCGAGACGCAGAGAAUCACGCAGGAGAAUCUGGAGGCGGGCAAUUGGAGGACUUUCAAGCUCCUGCUCCGCUUCCUGGCAUGUCUUCAAGGUCUGUUCGAAGGCGAGGGCGUUUUGUCCAUCCUGGACGAGCUUUUCAGCAGAGCCGUGGACUUGCAAGCUGCUUCCACUGAGGAUACUGUUGGCCUCGAGCUCGUCAAGAUCAUUCUCCUCACUGUUCCCUACGUCAUUUCCACCGGUGCUCCUGGCGUCCAGGAGAGCGCCACGGCCGUUCUCGAGAAGACGGGCAUCGUUGCGUCCGCCUCGCAUAUCUUGGAGGCAAUGGUCGAGCAAUUCCCGGGCGUUGCAGGAAACACCGAUGAGAGGCCGUUUGGAUACCAGAGUGUCAUCGGCUCCCUUCAGAAGCAGCUCCAGCACGAGGCCGAGAAUGGCUGGAAGCUUUCAUUCAUUCCGAAGCCCUACAAGCCCGCCAAGAGGGAGAACGGCUCCGAAGAGGACAGCAAGGAGCCUACCAAGUUCGAGUUCCCGGCCAUUACCGUUCCCUCGCCUGUCAACCCUGGGCCCCGGCCUCUAUUUCCCGAGUCGUACUUUUCCUUGUACGCCGACCAGGAUGUUGAGACUGUGCCCAAGACCACUGACGUUGCGGCGUCAUUGCUCCGCGACUCGCUCAUUGACACUAUCAACAUCCUCGACUUCAAUCGCGUAGCCGUGGCCAAGUUCUUGAUUGAGAUCGACUGCUAUUGGGCCCCGGGAACCUUCGUCAAGCGCGGCACACCCUUCGACAGGCUCAAGGAAACCGAGGAGGACACCGCCUGGAAGCCCGAGGACGUCGCAGUCGAUGCAGUCUUCUCGCAGAUGUUUACGCUUCCCACACCUGAGCACAAGCUUGUCUACUACCACGCCAUCAUCACCGAAGCCUGCAAGCUGGCCCCCGGCGCCAUUGCCCCUAGUCUUGGCCGUGCCAUUCGCUUCCUAUUCCGCCACGUUGAUGUUAUGGACAUGGAGCUUGCUUACCGCUUCAUGGAGUGGUUCGCUCAUCACCUGAGCAACUUCGACUUCCGCUGGAAGUGGGUUGAGUGGUCCGAGGAGGCCGACAUGCCUAACGUUCACCCCCGCAAAGCUUUCAUUAUCGGGGCUUUGGACAAGGAAAUCCGCCUGAGUUUUGCCAAGCGCAUUAGAGAAACCCUGCCCCAAGAGUGGCCCAACUUGGUUUCUGAGGCCAAGGAAAAGGAUACUCCGGACUUCAAGUACGAGUCCGACCAGACUCCUUACGCUCCUGAAGGCCGUGAACUUUUGGCCCUGCUCAAGAAGAAGGCGGCUGAGGACGAGAUUCAAGAGGUCAUCAACAAAAUUCACCAGCAGGCUGCAGAGCACAACGUUGCGGAUGUGCUCAUCCCUUCCACCGAUGCUUACGUCACCUGCAUCUGCUUCAUCGGAUCCAAGUCCCUUUCACACGUCCUCUCUUGCAUUGAGCGCUGUAAGGAGCGUCUCCUUGCAAUUGGGCCGGCCUCGGAGACGGCUCGCAGACAGAUCAUCACCAGCGUCGCCGAGUAUUGGAAGGAUCAGCCCGGCAUCGCCGUUAACAUCGUCGACAAGCUGCUGAACUACACCAUCCUCUCGCCUAUGGGCGUCGUCCAGUGGGCGCUUGGCGAUCGCCUCGGUGCUGGCGGCACCCUGUCUGAGAGUUGGAUCUUCGAGAUGGUAGCUGGUACCGUCGGCAAGGUCACCAACCGCGUCCGCCAAAUCGUUUCUGCCAGGCUCCAAAAGGGCCUGCCGGAGGAGCAGUUGCAACUGCUGGACGACACGCUGACCAAGGAGCGCGACGCCAUGCGGCAGCUCUUCCAGGUCAUCGACGACGUCACCACCGGCGUGUCUCAGGGCGCCGCCGACGGUUUCAUCGAGGCGGACGGCAGCAGGGGCAUGGACGAGGAGCAGGGGAAGCUGAUCAAGGCCUGGGGCGAGCGCUGGUCCCGCGUCUUCCGGAGGAAGGCGGCGGUCGAGGAGGCCAUCGUCGGCGAGGCCAUCGUCGAGGCCAAGGUCGCCGCGCUGAACGCGGCCGUCGAGGAGGAGAGGGUCGCGGCGGAGAAGGCGGCUGCUGAGGCUGAGGCGGUGGCUGCGGAGACCGCGGCGGCCGAGGCCGAGGCUGACGCGGAGGAUGCGAAUGGCACGAGCGACUUGAUGGCCGUUGAGGAGGCUGCUCCGUGA